Tribolium castaneum (red flour beetle) is the source of this 887-nucleotide messenger RNA. RefSeq lists its product as uncharacterized. NCBI's taxonomy places the organism in Eukaryota, Metazoa, Arthropoda, Insecta, Coleoptera, Tenebrionidae. The record is from RefSeq and is a predicted model, not a curated record. The transcript has a single exon. Gene Ontology annotation, biological process: proteasome assembly. Gene Ontology annotation, cellular component: cytosol; nucleus. The coding region runs from base 102 to 827 and encodes 241 amino acids.
AGGUGCCUGUAAGCGUCAACUGUCAAAAAUUAUUUGCUUGUCAUUAACCUUACUUUUCCUAUUCAAAAUAAACAUUUUUGUGGCUUGUGAGCAUCAUAAUUAUGGCCGAAUUAUUUAAAUUCAGCCAAAAACCCAACUUGGAGGGCUUCACUUUACUGAUCCCCAGUGUUUCCGUCGGGAAUGUGCCCCAACUUACAAUCGACUUGCUGAUAACAUCCCUAAAUUUCAAGAAAGUGGCCACUAUCUGGCACCCCGCCAUCGUUUCCUCCGUGGGAUCGGACCCUUAUCGAACAGACGGGCCCGAAAUAUGCACAGCAUGCGAACUAUACAUCAAGGAAGAUUUAAAAGUAGCCCUUAUUCAACUGCGUUCAGCCAUAAAUGCGAAACUCGCCACCAAGUUCUUCACAGACUUGAAAAACUCCCUCACGCAGUUUAAAAUCAAAAGCAUUGUAAUUCUCGCAAGUUCUUUUGACUACGAGUUGCAUGUGGUUAGUAGCAACAAAUUCUACUACAUCAGUAACCAGGAAAUUACCGAUGUGAUGAAAAGCUUAAACGUGAAGCCGAAGGAAGUGGAGUUUAACGGCAAAUACUUGGUCCACGGAUCUGGGUUUGCAGUCAAGUUAUUUGAGGUGUUGGAGAGUAAUUUUGAGUGUACAGUUUUGAUCAAAUACGUGUCAGAGGGUGACAACAGACCUGACGCAAUUGCUUGCAUAAAUGUGUUGAACAAGUUUGUUAACGGCUUUACAAAGUGUAAUGUGACGGAGAUAAAAUUUCCAAGUUCGUGGAAUUGUGUCUUUGGGGGACCUCCACCUCUAGGGAUUUAUUAAAAAAGUGUAUAUAUUUAUUAUAAUUGUUUUUUGCAUAAAUAUACUUUUUGAGUAUUAUCA